AUGGCACCAAGCCGCUCUUCAUCCUGGAGAGCCAUACACGACGAGAAAGAAGUCCCGCCCUUCACCGUCAAACUCCAACACAAAGACACGCUCGAACUCCACGGCAUCUGGCCUCGAAGCUUCUCCGGCAAAUUCAAAAUGGCCUGCCGCAAGGUCGCCCGUCGCUGCAGCAACACCUUCCCCUUUCCCGCUCUGUCGAGCGCGUUGGGAAACCGCAGGGCUUCUGUUGAUACGGCCUGGGCAAACGAGCAGUGGCGCUCACACACCCGAGAGCCGUUGCAGGUGGCCCAGGCGGCGAGGACAUCGAAAGGGGAGCCGACUUAUGAUCGGCCGCGGAUCGACAGUCGCUUUACUGGAGUGGAUGCCCACGAAUUGCAUCGGCAUCACGACAUGUCUGCUCACGCGGAUGCUCGUCAGGUGGAGAGGUGGUUUGACGACGACAGUGAUUGA
This is a messenger RNA of Neohortaea acidophila, 450 nucleotides long. RefSeq lists its product as uncharacterized. The transcript has a single exon. The record is from RefSeq and is a predicted model, not a curated record. NCBI's taxonomy places the organism in Eukaryota, Fungi, Ascomycota, Dothideomycetes, Mycosphaerellales, Teratosphaeriaceae. Bases 1 to 450 code for a protein of 149 amino acids.